AUGAAUUUACUAUGCGGAAUAAUAAUAGCACAUUUGCUUUGCUAUAACGUCGAGCUGCGGGCGAAAGAGCCCAAGCGGGGAUAUGGGCUGUUUGGGGGUCAGAACAAGUUGGAGUCUGCCUGGGGAGGGGAAGUCACCAUGGAGGAAGGACUACCACCAAAGGAUGACACUGAAGAAGGGGAGACGUCCCAAACGUUCGACGAGACAACCGCUCUUGAGGGGGAUGAUGGGCACCCGAACCUUAGAUCGACCUUUUCAUUCUUCCAGGGGAAGGGGCAAGAAGAAGUAAAACAGAACGCGCAGCAAAGACACGAGGGAAAUACACAGCGCGGGGACGCACCGAGUGACCACAAGGGGGAGAUGAAGCAUGCUGACACCUCCACCCAAAUAGCAACUGAAAAAAUCAUCAAGGAAGGAGAAAAUCUUUACAUAAAUGGAGGAAUCACUAAUUACGAAUAUAACAAUGACGAUGAAUUUUUUAAGGCAUUCCAUAUGGACAACGCUAACAAGCAAAUCGAAAUAAACAGUCCAUGUUUUAACUUAAAAAAUGAAAACGCAUGUGCGGAGAAUAGGGACUGUUUCUAUGACCAUUCUUAUCAGACAUGCUUCCAGAAUUGCAAAAAUUUGGGAGAAAGGGAAUGCUCCAGGUAUACGGAGUGUAAGUUGACCAUGAACGGAUGCGAAAAUGAAGGAUACCUCAACAUCAACGUGUUCGGCUCGGACAUCGGGUCGGACGUGCGCGCGUGCGAGCUGUUCAACUCGGAAGGGUCAUGUUACAUGAUGGAAGAGGUGUAUAAAAACUUUGGUAACAAAAAGAAGACGAACUUUAACUGCGUUUGGCUGUCCUACAAGCAUGAAUACAGGAAGCACAAGGAAGGGGACUCCGGAAAGAGCCAUAAAAAGGAACCACGUGAGGAGCGGGGAGUCGAACUUGGCGGAGUCAUUAACGUGAACAGUAAAAAUGGACAAAAAAGCGAAUCGGAUGGGCACCCCAAUUAUCAUGUACUCCGAACGGAUGGAUCGAGAAGCAUUGGUAGGGAUGAAGAGUUUCUGUCUCUACUGGAACUAAAAUCGAAGCCCAAGAAGGAAAACGCAAAGAAGGGGAAAGCGCAUGGGGAUGACGAAGACUACGACGAAGAUGAUGAUGACAACGGUGAGGGGCUGGAUGCAGAAGAGGAUCCAGAUUUUAACGACGUGAAUGAUGAGGAAGGGGCGGAAAAAGAGGAGGAUCUGGGUGGAGAAGAAGUAGACGAGAACGAGGGAGACGAUUUUGACGAAGAGAUGGAAAAGAAAAUGGGGAAAAGUAAAGGGAAGGAAGAAAGCAGCGAUAAAAUAGAAAGAAGCGGUGAUGGAGAAGGAAGCGACACGAAACUCAUGGAGGGAAGGGAACCAUCUGAUGGAGCUCCAACCGGGGAGAGCAUCCCCAAGGGAGAUGAGCUGCUAAUUCCCCCCGAAAAAUUAGUGGAGACACCAACGGAAGUCGUAACGGAGAGUAUUAUCGACGAUGCAGGCAAGGCGGAUCAAAAUGACAAGCAUGGUCAGGGUGGUCAGCAUGGUCAGGAUGGCCAGGAUGGUCAGGAUGGUCAGCAUGGUCAGUGCGGUCAGCUUGGUCAAGAUGGUCAGGAUGGUCAGUGCGAUCAGCUUGGUAAGGAUGGCCACGCCGACGCAGAAAAUGAUGAAUUCCCAGGAGACCACCCCACAGGGAAUGGCAAACUGGGAAGUCUUCCACACGAGAGAGACAUAUUAAAGCAUAACUUUAACAGCAGUAGUCAUGGAGACCAUUACGACGAAUGGAUAAGCGUAGAAACAAGCAUUUGUGCUAAUUUAAACGAAAGGCCCAACCCAUCCGCGCUAUUGGAAGGGGUGCUAAUUGCUGAAAACGAGGCAGAAUUGAGAAGCAUUAAAAAUAAAUAUAAAGUCACAGACAAUGAAAUCUGUGUUAAGCCUUCGAAUGAACCCAAUAUUUCUUUUAGUCCUAAAAAAAAUUUCUAUAUGUUAGGGGAGAAAAUAGAAUUCACAUGUCAAAAUGGGUAUAAGCUCGUUGGGACAACGAAUGUAGGCGUUUGCGUGGGAAGAAAUAAAAUCGUCCCCAACAUAAGUUGUGAGUCCUUAAACAACUUCGAUGAUGUUCAGGAGAACAUACAAAAGCUCAAUGGCAUGGUUAGCUCUGGGGUGAAUUCAGCCUUGUCAGGGUUCCUAGCCAUUGUGCUUUUCGUUGUUGGGGCUGUCCUCUCCCGGUGA
This is a messenger RNA of Plasmodium cynomolgi strain B, 2241 nucleotides long. RefSeq lists its product as hypothetical. The record is from RefSeq and is a predicted model, not a curated record. Lineage: Eukaryota; Apicomplexa; Aconoidasida; Haemosporida; Plasmodiidae. The transcript has 5 exons. Bases 1 to 2241 code for a protein of 746 amino acids.